This is a messenger RNA of Caenorhabditis sp. 36 PRJEB53466, 563 nucleotides long. Lineage: Eukaryota; Metazoa; Nematoda; Chromadorea; Rhabditida; Rhabditidae. The record is from the annotation of a GenBank genome assembly.
AUGAUGCGAUCUGCCCAACUUGUGUGCCUUGUUCUUAUUGGUAAGGUUUUAUUCUCAAAAUUAUAAUUUCAUCUGUUCUUGUAGGACUCACACUGACUUAUGCGAGCGCAGAGAUUAUUCAAAAAGGCAAACUUGCGAAACAUGGACUGAUGAAAGAGAACAAGCCGAAUUGCCUUUUGGUGAGAAAAUUGAUGAACUAUGAGAAAAUCGUUGUGAUUUUAGACCAGAUCCAGACUUGGAUGUACAUGUACAACAUGCAAGGAGAUUGUCGGAUUCACCAGAAUGCUCAUCCUUAACCACGUGGUAGUUAUUUUUCCGAUUCGAAUCUGAACGAAUUCUUCAAUUUUUAGCCGGGUGAGGAGGAAGUUCUCGACAAAGUGUGCUACAGAAUUUUCGGAGAUGACAAGAAGAAGGAGUCGUUCUGUGAAGAGCUCAUCAAGGUACACAAUUAUAGACUAUUUCAGCCCACCAACGCGGUUCUUUUGCAGGAGGAGCUUCCGGAUAUCAUCAAAUACGUCAGAAAUCACUUGGAACCGAAACAGGCUUGCGCAAAGUUCUGCUAA